CCGCAAGUCAGCGGGGAGAAACCCACAAAGGCGAUUUGAAUCGAAAAGUUUUGAAAUCAAUCAACGACAAAUUUACGCAGAAUCCUCACCAUUAGAAUCCAUUCUACUGGAAGACUGUCAUCAUGUCUAAAAUCACAGUCGGUACGUUUAUGCCAUCAGCUCCGAAUACUUCGCAUUGAAAAGGGCGUCUGCUAAUAUUUGUCGCACCACAGCCGGAGUGCGUACCAACGUCCAGAGUCUCCUCGAGUACUCUCUCGAAACCAAGAAGAGAAACUUCCUCGAAACCGUCGAACUCCAAAUCGGCCUCAAGAACUAUGAUCCUCAGCGUGACAAGCGUUUCUCUGGAACCAUCCGUCUCCCAGUUGUUCCCCGCCCAGGAAUGAGCAUCUGGUACGUUUCGCCACCGCCGCACAUACAAGGCAGAAAGAUAUACCAGGAAAGGAUUUUGACUGACGGUACAAUGAUAGCAUUCUCGGAGAUCAACACGAUAUCGAUCGUGCCAAGCACGGUGGAAUCGAUGCCAUGUCUUCUGACGAUUUGAAGAAGCUCAACAAGAACAAGAAGUUGAUCAAGAAGCUCGCACGCAAGUACGAUGCCUUCGUCGCUUCCGACACCCUUAUCAAACAAAUCCCACGUCUCUUGGGUCCUGGUCUUUCCAAGGGUAAGCUCAUUCAUAUCUAUCGCAUUCGUGCUACGCAAACUAAUCGAUCUUGACAGCCGGUAAAUUCCCAACCCCAGUCUCCCACAACGAGGACUUGAGCGGCAAGAUCAACGAGGUCAAGUCCACCAUCAAAUUCCAAUUGAAGAAGGUCUUGUGUAUGGGUGUUGCUGUCGGAAACGUUGGCAUGACUGAGGACCAAUUGAUCUCCAACAUCAUGUUGGCCAUCAACUAUCUCGUCUCCUUGUUGAAGAAGGGCUGGCAAAACGUUGGAUCCUUGACUGUCAAGGCAUCCAUGUCCCCACCAAAGCGCAUCUACUAGAUAUACAUAGUCAUGCUGACCUGUUGAGCACUCUUUGUUGAGCUGUUUGCAGAGAGAGGAAGAGAUUUUUGCGAGAAGCUAGAUAGGAAUCCAAUCAAGCAAAGAUCAUGAAUAAUGACAAUUAAACGAGUA
Hymenoscyphus albidus is the source of this 1112-nucleotide messenger RNA. The record is from the annotation of a GenBank genome assembly. Lineage: Eukaryota; Fungi; Ascomycota; Leotiomycetes; Helotiales; Helotiaceae.